UGCGGGUGCGGCUCUGCGGGUCCCCGGGGUCCCCCAGUCGAGCCCUGAGCCCUGCGCAGUGCACACGGAAUGCGGACGGGUCUCGGACGAGAGCCACAGCGCCGAGCUCAGCAAGCGGACAAUCGGACAAAGUGACAGCCCGCCGCGUCAGUUCAGUGCCUUGCAGUGCAGUGCCUCGCAGUGCCUUUGUGAUCCAGUGACAGUGUAGUGAUGCGUGUUUGACCAUGGUGUCCUACUGCAACUCGCUCGCCAUGUACCGGCCCCAGCAGCAGCACCCGGCCCCCGGCUGGUACCAGUCGUACCAGCCGCACCCGCAGAUGCCGCAGCAGUACCUCGGCAACCUGAGCUGCGUGCAGGACGAGCAGGCCGUGAUGCCGGCGUGGCACCACCCCCACGGGCCGCACGGCCCCCACGGCCCGCACCACUCCGUGUUCCAGCCCGGGGACUGGUCGCCGUCCUCCACGCCGGACUACAUGCACCACCACCAUCACCACCACCAGAGCCUGCACGACCACGCCGAGCCCCUGCUGCCCUCGCCGCCCAUGACCGUGUCCGACAUGUCCUCGCCGUCGGGGGGCGGCACCGUCACCCCGCCGCAGACCAGCGCCACCAGCGGCCCGGGGUCGGCGGGGUCGUCCGGGGCGCGCGGCCCGCCGCCGCUCUCGCGCUCGCCCUUCGAGUGGAUGAAGAAGCCGUCGUACCAGAACCAGCCCAACCCUGGAGAAGCUGGGACAGAGCCAAUGAGCAAAACGCGCACCAAGGACAAGUACCGCGUGGUGUACAGCGACCACCAGCGCCUGGAGCUGGAGAAGGAGUUCCACUACAGUCGGUACAUCACCAUCCGACGCAAGGCCGAGCUGGCCGCCAGUCUGGGGCUCUCGGAGAGACAGGUCAAGAUCUGGUUCCAAAACCGGCGCGCCAAAGAGCGGAAGCAGACCAAGAAGCGCGAGGAGCUGGACCACAAGGUGAAGCUGGAGGACCUGCAGCCGGGCCUGACGGGGGGCCCAGUGCACCAGGGCCUGACGGGCCUGCCGGGCGUGCCGGGCCUGACCCACCAAUCCCACCAUCAGCACCACAGCCACCACCUGCACCACCAGCUGCACCACCACCACCAGCUGCACCACGCCCACCACCACCACGGCGCCACCACCCCGACCACGACCAGCCCGCUGCCGCUUCCCCUGCCGCACAUGUCUAUGUUUGAUCAUACUUCGUCCAAAGAAGCAGGAGGUGACAACUACAUAGAGAACUUUAAAACAAUGAAGAAUCUAUGUAGGCAAAAAGUAUUACUGCCAACAUCAGGUAUUUGGUAUUCAGACAAAAAGUGA
This is a messenger RNA of Thrips palmi, 1328 nucleotides long. It is a transcript of the gene cad, whose product is annotated as homeobox protein CHOX-CAD. Bases 225 to 1328 code for a protein of 367 amino acids. The record is from RefSeq and is a predicted model, not a curated record. Gene Ontology annotation, cellular component: nucleus. Gene Ontology annotation, biological process: embryo development; cell differentiation; animal organ morphogenesis. Gene Ontology annotation, molecular function: RNA polymerase II transcription regulatory region sequence-specific DNA binding; DNA-binding transcription factor activity, RNA polymerase II-specific. The transcript has 5 exons. NCBI's taxonomy places the organism in Eukaryota, Metazoa, Arthropoda, Insecta, Thysanoptera, Thripidae.